Molecule: messenger RNA, 3122 nt
Organism: Gadus chalcogrammus (walleye pollock)
Lineage: Eukaryota; Metazoa; Chordata; Actinopteri; Gadiformes; Gadidae
Gene: nxf1a
Product: nuclear RNA export factor 1a
Exons: 21
Coding region: 602-2527 (641 amino acids)
Biological process (GO): poly(A)+ mRNA export from nucleus
Cellular component (GO): nucleus; cytoplasm
Molecular function (GO): RNA binding; protein binding
Source: RefSeq, a predicted model, not a curated record
CCCCAGCAUGGACCGUUGGGGGUCCAACACCGUGUAUAGUAAAUGCCUCGGCUCCAGGAGAAGCCGUCUACAUGAGAUAUGUGGCAUGGUAAUGUCCGUUUAUUGGACCACAUGCGUGAACAUUAUUUAAAGGCCAAACGAGGGUGACAGUUCAGGGGGCGCUGUCGGCUAGGGCCGUGGUCCGAGGCCUUUUUGUUUUGAAACUAAAUUAAAUUAUUAAACCAUGGCAAUUACAUAUAAUGCUGUCAUAUAGCAAUACAGUGAUCUCCAUUAAUGGUUAAAUGUUUGUUUGACAACCAAUACAGGGCCAACCCAUUGUUGUUUUGCCUAUUGCGCCUCUUCCAUGCUAGGUGCACCGGAAGCGGAAGCGUGACAGUUGUAGUUCUGUAGUUCUGAGCGAUCAUUGCAACACGCAGUGUUUUUCUAGCCUGUAAUUCUGAGCCUGAUCCGAGAGAUUUAACGCUGCGAUCUUUAUAAACAUUGCGAUCGUUAAUGAUGACGCUCUGAAGUCUUUUGCACUAGUCUAAUAUAACUACAGUAGUCCUCUUUGUGUAUUUGAUUCUGUGCGUGGCCGUGAAUUCCCCACUGUUACACUGGGAAUAUGGCGGAAGGCGGCCAUUACUACAAUGAGCAUGAUGACAGGGCUGGGGCCCCAUACCGCGGCCGCAAAGGCCAGGGAUCCCACAGGGCACGCUCUUAUGGCGAGGGCCCCCGCAGGGACAGAACCAGGGGCGGUCAUCAGGCCAACUACACAGGCCCCGGACCGCGAUCCAGACUUGACGACAUGGACGCCGAUGUAACCAUGAGCGACAACUCCCAGGACGGCACCUCUCAGCGCAGAUCCAAGCCGUACAGCCGGCCUUAUCGCCGAGGAGACGGCCGCUUUGACAGAGACCGGAGAGGGGGCCGGGGAGGAGGCGGAUAUAAAGGAGACGGAGGAGGAGGCGGAAGAGGAGGUGGAGGAGGGAACUCUAGUGGUGGAGGAGGAGGAGGAGGAGGAGGAGGGAAGAACCGGACAGGCUGGUACAAGAUGACGAUACCGCACGGAAGAAAGUACGACAAGAAGUGGCUGAUGACGGCGCUCCAGAACAUCUGCUCGGUGCCCUUCAACCCCGUGAACUACAAUGUUGACAACUACAGGGCCCAUUUCUACGUGGAUGACGUUGCUACGGCAACCGCCCUUCAAAAAUGUUCCCACAAGAUCACAGACGCAGACGGCUAUAAGGUGGAGGUCCAUAUGAACGCGAGCGGCCCUCCGGCCUUCCUGCAGUCGGACCUGAAACCUGAGGACUUGGAACUCUUAAAGCAAUGCAUGGGAAAGCGUUUCGACGGCUCCCAGCAAGCACUGGACCUGAACACCCUCCGGACGGACCCAGAGCUGGUCUCCCAAAACAUUGACGUCAUUCUGAACCGGAAGACGACUAUGGAAGCUGUCAUCAAGAUCAUUGAAAAGGAAAUUCCAGAGUUGGUGUCCUUAAACCUGAGCAACAACCGCAUCCAGAAGCUGGACGAUUUGUCAAACCUGGUUGGCAAGGUGCCCAACCUGAAGACCCUCAAUCUCUCCAACAACGAGCUGAAGUCGGACAGAGAGCUGGACAAGAUCAAAGGGCUGAAGCUGGGAGAGCUGUGGCUGGAGAAGAACCCUCUGAGCAACAGCUUCAAAGACCAGGCCUCCUACAUCAGUGCCGUGCAGACAAGAUUUCCCAGGCUCCUGAAAUUGGACGGACAAGACCUCCCGCCACCCAUUGUAUUUGACGUGGAGACGCCCACCGUCAUCCCCGCCUGCAAGGGCAGCUGCUUUGGCUCGGAUGAAAUCAAGGCCAUCAUCCUCCGCUUCCUGCAGCAGUAUUACAGCAUAUACGACUCCGGGGAUAGACAGUCCCUGCUGGAUGCCUACCACGACGGGGCCUCCUUAUCUAUGAUGACGCCGUACUCCACUCAGAACCCUUCAAGGAGCAGUCUGGGAGAGUACCACAAGGACAGUCGCAACCUGAAGAGGGUCAAAGACACUACCCUGCGCUACCGUCUGCUGAAACACACACGGCUCAACGUGGUGGCGUUCCUGAACGAGCUGCCCAAGACGCAGCACGACACCGCCUCCUUCAACGUGGACGUGAACACCUACACAACUACCCUGCUGUCGUUCACUGUCAGUGGAGUGUUUAAAGAAGUGGAAGGCAAAUCGCGAGACUCCACCAUGGCCUUCUCUCGAGUGUUCGUCACGGUCCCAGCCGGCAAUUCAGGACUAUGUAUAGUCAACGACCAGCUGUUUAUCCGGAUGGCCACGACGGAGGAGAUACGCAAGGCGUUUGUGGCCCCAGCCCCCACCCCGUCCUCAAGCCCCGUGCCCACCCUCACAGCCCCCCAGCAGGAGAUGCUGUCGGCCUUCUCCCUCGAGUCCGGCAUGAACUUUGAGUGGUCCCAAAAGUGUCUUCAGGACAACGAAUGGGAUUUCCACAAAGCUGCUGGGAUCUUUACAAAGUUGAAGAUGGAUGGCAAGAUCCCAGAUGUCGCCUUCAUAAAGUGAAGAUGUUAUUCAAGGAGGAUAGUGACAUUGGUUUCAGGCGAAGAGCUCUAUUUUCUAUGGUUUUUGUUCCAGCCCCAUCCUUUGGUCUGUUCAACGGAUUAUAUUAAGACCAAAAGACAUAUUUUGAUUUCAUUGUUUUAAUGACAACAAUGUCCUCGCUGACCUAAAUCUUAUAAUAAAAUUUUGGUUCUUAUUGUUACCUUAGUCUUUCUUCGUUAUUUUGUACACAAAACUAUUUCAUUGUUUCAUAUAAAUAAAGUACUUAAAAUACAAAUAAUGUAUCAUUUUAUUCCACAAUUUGCAUAAUGUACAUUACAAUGCAUGAGCUACUGUGGCAUAAGCAAUACAGGGGUAGGGGGUAUUGCUUUUUAUUUAUUUAAAUACAAUUUACUGGGCAAAUUAGACUUACCAUGCUAAUAGUAAAUUGAGAAGUGGUUUCAACCCUGGUAUCAGGUUUUCUGGUGGGUCUGGUUUGCAAGAACACUGCGUGUGUCAGGGCCGUUACAAUCCCCUCCAUGAUUCGCGUUGCCAUCGGCGUGGAUGUCUCCCACGAUCAUCGGAUUAUCCCAAUGUGCAGAGCAUGGUGACCAUACUG